CUGAGCACGCGGCACCAACACUUAGUAAUGUCAGUCUUCUAGCAUCACACGCGAUACGACAUUGAGGCCAGGAGAGACCAAGUCCCGAGUUUCACGAGGCGAAUAGUCAGUUAAGAGCGCGCACUCCGUCUGAAUGGACAUAUUUGUUAUCUAGCGCGUACUUGAAAAUUUCUCUUAUUACUUCUACUCCGGUGGAACACAGUAUCGUUUAUAAUCAGUUUUUCUUUAUUAUUAAAAUAAUAUACAGUAUUAAGUGUUUGGAUAUUUUUUUUUUUUUUUUUCAAAUAUUUCAACUGGAAUUGAAAUUUUGAUUUGAAUUAAUCAGUGAAAUAAGUUUCUGUUAUAUCUGUUAAAAAGUGAUUUCAAUUAUAUAUUAUUAAUUCAUUUUAAAAACUGAUAUAUAUAUUUUUAAUUUAAUUGAUAGAGAUUCAAAGUGGAUCUCGAUAUCAGCGCGAAAUCGCGCUCGGAACAAUUUACAAUUGAUGCUUUAAGACGACGAAUUAUGGUGGCAGAGUUUAUUGCCCGUCAAAGUGGAUCGCCCAUAAACGGUGAAACCGCUUGCCUCAACAGUAACAUGCCGGCAAGUCAUACGAUGGCCCACCCUGGACAUGGAACUCAUACUGGACAUGAUACACAUGGCCCUCUUCCUCCUCUAACCCAUUCAGUACAUCAUGCUGGUCAGAUUCAACAUCAGUCGCAUUCCCAACAUCAACAUCCUCAGCAGCAGCAGGUCUCUCAACAACAACAUCAGCCACAUCAACCGCCACCAACGCAGGGUCAACAACAGCAACAGCAGUCGCAGCAGCAGCAGCAUCAUCAUCAUGAAUCGCAGGUGACACAUCCUGAGAAUUAUCCCUCGAACUUUGACAUCAGAAAAGAAUUGUUCUCGCAACGUAAGCAGCGAGAGUUCAUCCCGGACAAUAAGAAGGAUGACAGCUACUGGGACCGACGCAGACGCAACAACGAAGCAGCCAAAAGAUCCAGAGAGAAGAGAAGAUUCAACGAUAUGGUCUUGGAACAACGAGUCAUGGAGCUUAGCAAGGAAAAUCACAUUUUAAAAGCUCAACUGGAAGCAAUAAGAGAAAAGUUUGGUAUUUGUGGGGAAUCCGUCAUUAGCACUGAACAUGUAUUGGCCGCUUUACCUGCAGAUCCACCAUUAGGCGUGAAACGAGCCAAAUUACCAACAUCAGCAGCCCUAUUGUAUGCCAGAACUCCAAGUCCUGUUCACACGUCAGUAAUUCAUCAGCCAGUCAGCGGUACCAGAUCUCCAAGGUCCCCAGCUCAACUUUAUGUUCCUGAGACAAGUGCCUAUCCAGAAACUGAAAGUUUCCAAUAUCCCUAUUCUCAUCCCGCUAUUCACUUUGACACUAGUAGUGCACUCAAUCUUUCCAGAGGUCGGCGAGCUCAAUCACCAUUUGAAUUGUCAUCUGGAAGUGGAGAUGAAAGUACUUCAAUUUUAGCAUCUCAAAAUCCUGCUGCAAAUAAUUGUUUACCCCAUAAACUUAGGCAUAAAUCUCGAAUUGGGGACAAAGAUGCCGCUAGUGCCCUUCUUGCACUUCAAGGUAUUAAACAAGAACCUGGAUCUAGAGCAUCACCACCCUGGGAUAAUGAAGGUUCAAGUGAUGAAAGAGAUUCAGGAAUAUCAUUAGGAGCUGAAUGGACUGGUCCUAAUAACGCCUCAACGGUUCCAGAAACGGAGACAGAAGUUAAAUCUCGACUUGACAGACUUGCGUCGGAAGUUGCAUCGCUUCAAUCAAUUCUUCGUCUCAGUAAGAACCAUGAUUCACACACACCUGUUGUUACUACUCAUCAAAAUAAUACGACCGGCAUUACUAACAGUACGAGUUCAGCAUCCGGACUACCCUGAAACUGAUUACAUGUCGUUAUUUGUCGUGCCAAGAUAUGUGCUUCUAGACAGUCUAACAUCAUAAUUACCAGAGGACUAAUUCUGUGGUAUUUUUUUUUUUUUAAUUUUUAUAAAAUACUUAUUGUUAAGGCAAUAUUAAGAGCCAAUGUAAUUAAAUAUAUUUAAUACUAUAAUGGCUGUUUGCCUUUGUGAGUGUAAAUCAAUUUUAAGGCAAUUUUUAUGUGUAGGUAAAUUAUAUUAUAAAUAAUGUUUAGGAUUAUUCCUAUACUUUUUUCUUCAUUGUUUUUAUUAUUGAUAUGAUUAAUGUGUUAUUAUUAUUUUACUAUUCUAAUUAUUUUAAAAUAAUGAUAUUGUAAUAACUAUUACUAUUAGGAUAAAAUUUUGUAAUUUAGAUAAUUUUAUUGAUGAACGCGAAUUAUUAACAUAUAAACGCGCAACCGGCUCUAACCACCGCCACAAAAUUUUGAGCGAGUUAUUAUCAACCCUAACGGCUAAUUAAAAGUUAUUCGUGUAUUAUAUAACCAAAUUUUCAAGAAGCAUUUUUUUAGUUGAAAAGAAAAAAUAAUUUUGUUUAUAGUAUAGUAUAUUCAGUUUAUAACAAAAAAAUUACUCAAAGUACAUAAAAAAAUUUUUAAAG
Chelonus insularis is the source of this 2504-nucleotide messenger RNA. RefSeq names its product E3 ubiquitin-protein ligase TRIM33-like. The record is from RefSeq and is a predicted model, not a curated record. The transcript has 2 exons. Bases 503 to 1867 code for a protein of 454 amino acids. Lineage: Eukaryota; Metazoa; Arthropoda; Insecta; Hymenoptera; Braconidae. Gene Ontology annotation, molecular function: DNA-binding transcription factor activity; DNA binding. Gene Ontology annotation, biological process: circadian rhythm; regulation of DNA-templated transcription. Gene Ontology annotation, cellular component: nucleus.